AUGGGAUCUUUCGUGGUGAAGCAAGUGCCUCCAGGGUUUCAUUGUUGUGAAUCGUUGGACAUCAGUACCACAAGAACAGCAUCCAGUCUUAAAGAAUGUGACUCUUUGACACCUGUUUCCUUGACGGCGUACGCGGCAAAGGAGAGCGUGCAGCUGCCCCAGUUGCUCGCAAAAGCUAGAGGUGGAGGUGACGAGGAGACGCAGCAGACGGACCGACGUAGCACCGAGCCCAGCACGGGUGUGGUAGACACCAAGGGCGUUGAUUGCCAUCUGUCCGGUGUGGAGCAGGCAGAGGCCAGGGGGCGAGGCGAGGGUGAGGAUGAAACAUGCACGAGAGAGAAGGGUAGACACAAUACCAAGGGGUUACAUGGUGCCUCUUCGCGGUUGAACGUAACCGAUGGGGGCACCACGCGGAGCAACACCGUUGAUUUGUCUAUCGGAAAUGAAGCUGUUACAGGCGUUGAAUCACUCAAAAGCAUCUUGGAGGAUUCUGGAAAUUUAAUGGGGAUAAACGCGUCAAAUUUGGCCUCGAAAACUACUGAAAUAAUAAACGAAUUCAGUCUAGUCUCUGGAAGGAGUGUGCGUAGGCACUCAGCAGAGGCACGGCCCGUAUCGCCGUCGCCGCGACGGUGGGAUUCAUCGCACAGUUUUGAUAGACAUGGUAGGCUGGGCUCACCGUCGUGGCCUGUGUUGGUGCCCUUCUCCUCACUUCUAAAGAGGAAGAGCGAGUCACCUUUGCAAACGCCACGCAAUGGUGCAGGGAGUGAGCUCCUCUCGUUAUCGAGCCGAGCGAAGUGUGAAGCAGGCACAUUAGCGAAGUUUCCAGGGCAUUGCACGAAGGCAAACAACGGAUUUGUUCUUGUGUCCCCGUCGGAGCGGCGAAUCUCUCCAGAGGGUGGGGCAAUACAAUUGAAACCCUUGAGGCCCAAACUAUCCCCCUUUGUGGGCAGCUCAGUUGCGCCGAUUUUUCCGCGACACUUUUGCUGUUCCUCAACGGGAGACGAGGCAAGCAGAGGUGAAACACCAAGGUCAUCUGUGCAGAUCUCACCACUGGGCAGUACCCCACGGUCCCCAUGUAAAGAAAACAGCCCCACCGUAACACCACCGAAGUUAUUAUUGCCAUCACCAAUGCCUCGAAUGAGGGGGAUGGAGUACUUUUCAUCGUCAACUACGACGCAACUGUCGGGAGAAGGAAAAAUGAGUGAACGCGGUUCAGUUUCUUUCGAUACCACUUUGGAGGACCUACCGCUAGCUGGGGAUCGAGAAGGCAGCAAUAUGUUCUCUCCACAGCCUCGUACUCGACCACGUUUCGUGUCGUUUAGCACAGUGGCGCUUCUGUCUGACUCUUUCACAUCAGUCUUACCUGGUGGCGCAGGGGUGUAUCCAGGGCCAUUGAACCAGCUGUCAAAUACUUUUUUAACCCCACUGGCUGUCGACGAGGCGAAGGGGGACGGCACUGCCGGAGACGUACAGGGCGAGACGGGAAGUGAACUAGAGACGUUAGACAAGCGUCUACCGUUUACCGGUUCGCUUUCUGACCGGCCUGUGACAUCGCCUGGCCUUGUCAUCUCCCCUAUUUUUGGUUCAGAUAGGAUUCUUGCCGGCAGUGACAAAACAUCUGCCUUGCCCACAUCCGUAGCACCAGCUCUCCUGGAGCUGAACGCUUUGGCCGAAAGCACCACACCACGGGGACAACGGGGCAUGGAAUCAAUUCGGCGGGCUGGCGUAGAAUGUUAUGUGGACAACAACGGCCUUGCCGCGGAGAGCUGUAGCCACGACAAAGUUUCUUCCUCACCGCAAUGUCAUUUUCUACCAGUUGUCGAGCGACCGCAGCGGGAUAAUUUGGCCAGACGACGUCAGUUGCGCAUACGGAUGCCAUGA
Molecule: messenger RNA, 1881 nt
Organism: Trypanosoma rangeli
Lineage: Eukaryota; Euglenozoa; Kinetoplastea; Trypanosomatida; Trypanosomatidae
Exons: 1
Coding region: 1-1881 (626 amino acids)
Source: RefSeq, a predicted model, not a curated record